ACGUUUAAGUAUCUUAUGCUAAUAACUGAGAUAUCUUAAAUACUUCCCACAUAGAUGGGACCAAAUGUAUCGACAGAGGGAAUUGUUAUGCAAACGAAUACCCUCAACACGACAGGGAUUUUCGUCGAGUUGUCAAGAUACCAUGGCUUUGUCUCAGGGAUAGUUAUUAUCAAGGCACAGCAAAGCCGAAUUGCCGCUCAGCCGAAUCACGGGGUCGACAUACAUUUGGCAUUAAUUCGUCAUGGGAGAAAGAACUCCUCGGCGCAGCAACAAUAUACUAUUUUCUGCUCAACAACUUGAUCAUAACGCCAGCAAAGCUCGUCAUUUAAACAAGAGAGCAGGCAACCGCUUACAAAUCCGUAAAGGCAGCUUGGAGGGGCAGCAGUCUACACAACUGCAAUCGCUUGACUACGAGAUGCGACGCCUGAAGCAUGAGUUGAGGGAGAUCACGCAAACCUCAGGUACCUUAGAGAUGAGAGAUACAGCAACCGAGCGGACAAUGCCGGGGAAAGUUGACAACAAUAACAAUGCAAGAAAAAAAUCUAAAAGAGCAGCGUCCACAAGAAAAAAUCUCGACAUCGACUCGAGUACGGUUGGAAACUCUAUUGGCGCAGCUUUGAACAAUGAUGCUCAGGAUUCGCGACGAAAAAGUCUGUCGUUACCAACGCUACCUUCAAUGAGUGCAUCUCUUCCACAGCUUACUUCUCGGACUGAUUUUUCACCAAUGGAUGAGAACGAAAUCGAUGAGUCAUUCACAUCGCCGCGAGCUUUAUCUAAGCCAAGAGAAAAAAGAAGAAAACAUUCGCGCAGUAGAAAACUUAGCUUUGAAGUUUCACCUAAGGCACAAAACCUCGCAAACUCCAGCGAUGGAGUGACGGUAAACGUCGCUAUCACGAAUACAAACGGAGAUACCGAACGAAUUCGUCCUAUUUCACCGCGGGGCUCGUCUAAACCCGAUUCUUCGUUUGUAAAUGUUAACCUCGAUGCUGUCAAAGACAGAAUUCAACAUAGACUUUCUCAGCCGACUACGAAUAAGGUAAACGAAGACGAAGAUGACGAUGAGCCUGAUUACACACAAUACCUACAUGUUCCCCCAGAUGGGCUACCUAGGACUGUUUACCUGCUGCCACCGUUACCAGAUCUUUUACAAGAGGCUAAAAAGGCCAGGUACAUACGCAGACCUAAAAAACCUUUACAAGAACUGGAAGUUGAUGAUCCUGACAGGGAAUUAGGAAUUGAGGAAAUAUUCAGCAAGAAAGGUUAGCUUGGUAUGAAAAGCACUGUAAAUAUCAGUACCAAGCAAAAUGAUUUUUAAGCGUUCUUUACAAGGAAUACUCGGUCGAUAUCUUGAAAACAGCGCCAUAAUCAGAGUAUGUGAUAUUGUCCAAACUUAUCAUUCAUCCCGUCUCUUUUAAUCUACGAGAAUUUUCUUCCACGAUCAUAGCAUUCGUUGUCGGAAAGGCGUCACCACACUUUUGCAUGCUAGGCUUUGCGCAAAUUUUUACAAAUAGGUCUUUAAUUCUGUGGCUGUAGAACAAAACACCAUUGAAAGCAACACCCUACUAUUCCGUUAGUUCUUCUGAAGAAAACUUCAGCGAUAAUAAAAAAAAACUUCAGCAAUAAUAAAGCAUCGUGAGACCUGAUUAGAUCGAA
Molecule: messenger RNA, 1653 nt
Organism: Stylophora pistillata
Lineage: Eukaryota; Metazoa; Cnidaria; Anthozoa; Scleractinia; Pocilloporidae
Source: RefSeq, a predicted model, not a curated record